AUGGCGACCUUCGCAUCUUGCCUCUGCAACCUGAAGACGAGAAUUUGGGCUCAUCUCAUUUGGACUUCAGCUGCAGAUGUGGUUUUGGGCCUCGAGCUUUCCCAGUGCUCUAGAUCGACGAGCCACGUCAGAAAGAAGCAAGUGCCUUUGGUUAUUCUUGUCGUCUCGAAGGGUGGCCCUAAGGGUCCCUAUUGCAGCCUAUUGCCCAGCCUAUGCACCAUGUCAGUUGAUUACACCACUUUGAAACGACCCCGACAUCCCCAUGCCACGCCGCGGCAUCGCCUUCCCAGCUCAACUACAGACACCCAAGCCAACCUUCUUCACGGCAAAGUCCUCGCGUAG
Molecule: messenger RNA, 342 nt
Organism: Coprinopsis cinerea okayama7#130
Lineage: Eukaryota; Fungi; Basidiomycota; Agaricomycetes; Agaricales; Psathyrellaceae
Exons: 2
Coding region: 1-342 (113 amino acids)
Source: RefSeq, a predicted model, not a curated record